Molecule: messenger RNA, 3304 nt
Organism: Physella acuta
Lineage: Eukaryota; Metazoa; Mollusca; Gastropoda; Physidae
Product: receptor-type tyrosine-protein phosphatase alpha-like
Biological process (GO): protein dephosphorylation
Molecular function (GO): protein tyrosine phosphatase activity
Source: RefSeq, a predicted model, not a curated record
AUGUGUUCAGGCUGCAGCCCAGGUACUUGGGGUAUAAACUGCAAAGAAAACUGCAGCUCCAACUGCGCCAACACUCAGUGUAACUCCACUGACGGGAGAUGUACAAAGGGUUGUGUCAGCGGAUUCAUUGGACCAUACUGUACUACUCCGUGUGGUGAGUCUCGUUAUGGACCAAACUGUGAAAGCUUGUGCUCAUCAAACUGUAAUAAAACACAGUGUAACUCAAUCAAUGGGAUGUGUUUUAGCUGCAUUAGUGGCUACACAGGCGACUUCUGCGAACAAAAUUGUACAACCUCUCGCUACGGACCAAACUGUGAAAACAACUGCUCAUCAAAUUGCUUUAACACACAGUGUAACUCAGCUACUGGAGUUUGUGACAGUUGCUACAGCGGUUACAUUGGUGAUUUAUGUAAUGAAACUUGUACAAAAGGAAAUUGGGGCAAGGCUUGUAGCAACAAUUGCAGCAAAAAUUGCAACAACACAGACUGUGAUCCAACUAAUGGGACGUGUACAUAUGGCUGUCUUAGUGGAUACUAUGAGCCGACUUGUGUCGAUAAAUGUAACAGCACAUUUUACGGACCAAACUGUGUCAUGAACUGCUCAUCUAACUGCACUGAUAUGAUAUGUGAUGCAAUCAAUGGAUUCUGUCUGUCUUGUAUACCUGGAUCACAGGGGAACUUUUGUGAACUUUCCUGUAACGAGACGUUCUAUGGCCAAGACUGUGGUUUAAAAUGCAACUCCACAUGCGUCAGUUGUAAUAGCGUUAACGGGAUAUGCACCAAGUGUGUGGUGGGAAAGACUGGUCAAUACUGUGGUGAAGAUUGCCCUGAUGGUACCUAUGGACCAAACUGCACCAACAAAUGCUCACCAAACUGCUCGAGUUCACAAUGUGACCCAGUGACUGGACACUGUACAAGAUGUCCUCCUGGAUACAAGGGUGAAUACUGUGGUGCAAAGUGUGAGAGCAAUAAAUACGGUGCUAACUGCAACAGUACAUGUUCCACUAAAUGUAUGGGCGAAUCCUGCAAUCACAUCAAUGGGACGUGUUUAUAUGGAUGUGCUGCUGGGUACCAGGGGAGUUUGUGUGAUCAAGAAUGUGAUAAUGAAACCUACGGUGUGAGUUGUCUCAACAACUGCAGUUCUUUGUGUCUUCAAAACGGCACGCAACCAUGGUGUGAUUUCCGCAAUGGAGAAUGUCUGUUUGGUUGUCAUGGCAACUAUUUAAAUAACAAAUCAGAGUGUCUGGCUAAACCUCAGUCUAACACAGGCAACGAUGUACCUAGUGCAGCUAUAGCCGUACCACUUGUGUUGAUAGUUCUACUCGCUGCUUGUUUAGUUGGAGCCAUUGUAUAUUGGAGACGUGGAAACUGUAAGCUGGGAAAGAAGAACAAACAGUCCGUUUUAGACAGUAACAGCCUAGAUGACUUCGAGACGGGUACAGAACUUCCAUACACGAUUGAUACAACAUUAGAUGUUUCAAAUUUGUACUUUUUCAUGCAAACACACAACAGAGAACACUUUGUUGAAGAAUUCAAGAGAAUCCCAGCACCAAAGAAAGUAUCCACAAAAGUAGCAGACAGCGAAGGAAACAGAAUCAAAAAUAGAUAUAGAAAUAUCAGUGCAUACGACCACUCCCGCGUCCAUCUAGAAAUCAACACAAACAAGAACGAGGGCGACUACAUCAACGCUUCAUACAUUGAGGGUUAUUGCAAGCACGAUAAAUACAUUGCUUCUCAGGGCCCUUGUGAAUCGAUGCUGAACGAUUUCAUUCGAAUGUUGUGGGAACAGAAGAUUGAUAAAGUCGUCAUGCUGACUAACUUGAUUGAAGAGGGGAAGGUGAAAUGUUUAAAAUACUGGCCUGACGAGGGAAAGGAAAAGUUUGGAGACAUCAAAGUAAAGCUAGCAGCCACACACGUCUUUGCUGACUAUACCAUCAGAAAACUGGAACUAAGCAAGAGGAACCAGCCGACCCACCCGUUGACCCACUUCCACUUCACAUCCUGGCCAGAUAAAGGUGUGCCGGCCACUCCCUGGAGUCUGGUGGACUUUGAGCAGAGGGUGGCCAUGGAGGAGAGCACCAGGCCCAUGGUCGUACACUGCAGCGCUGGAGUGGGUCGUACUGGAACUUUUAUUGCAUUACGUAACGUGAUGAGAGAAGCUGAAGACACGGGUGUGGUCAACUUCUUCCGUACGGUGUCCAAGUUACGGCAGGAUAGGAUGAUGAUGAUACAGACUGCUGAACAAUACGAGUUCCUGCACAAGGCCGCCCAGGUCGCUAUAGUCUGUAUGGGAACUACAGUCACAUCACGUGACAUCGAGUCUAGAAUCAGCUGGCUGCAGGAGAGUCAAGUCGGGGGUGGAAGUCACAUGGAGUCAGAGUUCAAAUCUGUUUCUGCUGUCUGUGAUUACUUGUGUACGGCUAAACCAAGAGAGACGGAUGACGGCAGUGAGAUGAAUGUUUACCAGAACGGUGGUGUGUGUGUUGACGCAGAGUUGAACAGGGACCCUACCGUGUUGCCAGACAGUUAUUACCAAAUCAGGUUGUCACGUGAGACCACACUAAUGAGGGAUUACAUCAACGCCGUGACUGUCCCGGGCUUCACCAGAGCUGACGGUCAGAUCCUGACACAACUGCCAAUGCCAGCAACUGUCGUUGAUUUCUGGAGACUAGUGAUGCAAUACAAUGUUGCUCUAGUGGUAGCUUUUGAGAUGGAUAUGAGAGGACAAGACAAGACGAUCGGACAGUACCUACCAGAGAGCAGUACUCAGCCAUUAUCUUGUGGACUAUAUGAAGUGUCGACGGGCCCUAUAAGGAAAGAAGACCAUUGUGAGAUACAAAAUGUCAGUGUCAAAUCUACGCAGAAAAACAUGUUGCCUCAAACUGCGAAUGAACAAUCUCUCAAACACAUCAGCUUUAAAACUUUGAACCUUGACCCUGACAGCUGGUUAAAUGUUAUGAUGAAGACACGAGCAAGUAAUACACAGGGACGUACACUUUUCAUGUGCAGAAACGGGGUGACCUACAGCGGUCUGGCGUGUGUGUUGAACCUGUUACUGGACAGGCUGGACCACGACCAGAGCCUGACAGUUCCACUGGUGGUUGGUGCCGUCAAGUGUAUCAGACCUCAGGUCAUCUCCACACUGGACCAGUAUCACUGCCUGUAUCAAGUUCUACAAAAAUAUAACGACGCAUUAUCCCAAUAUGGAAACUUCAACUUUGCGCAGACGUCCCUAAAACAGCAAACUUUACAACCAACAUUUAAUGAUGCCAUUUACGCUAACACUUAAAAUACACAUGCCGUUU